AUGCGUCUGGUAAAGGCUCUCGCGGCCGCCCUCGGGCUUGCGUACGGAGCAGUCUGCACAUCCAACAACCUGACUGAAGCCGUGACGUGGGACAAGUUCAGCUUGAGUGUCAAUGGCCAGAGAACUUAUAUUUACUCUGCCGAAUUCCACUACCAGCGAAUGCCCGUUCCGGAAUUGUGGCCUGAUAUUCUGCAAAAAUUCAAGGCAAACGGAUUUAAUGCUAUUAGUGUAUACUUCUUCUGGUCCUACCACAGCCCGAAUCCUGAUACCUAUGACUUUGAGACAGCCGGAAAGAAUGUUCAGAGGCUCUUCGACUAUGCCAAAGAAGCUGGGCUAUGGGUCAUCACGAGAGCCGGCCCCUAUUGCAAUGCCGAAACAAGCGGAGGCGGUCUUGCUCUUUGGGGUUCAGACGGCAGUCUCGGUAGCCUCAGAACCGCCGAUGAGACCUAUCACCAGGCAUGGCUUCCAUGGGUGACAAAGAUUGGGGAAAUCAUUGCUGCGAACCAGAUUACCGAAGGCGGUACUGUGAUUCUCAACCAGAUUGAGAACGAGUAUCAAGAAACGAACCAUUCUCCCAACGCUACCCAAGUGCUGCACAUGGAGCAGAUUGAAGAGGCGUUCCGGGAUGCCGGUGUCAUUGUGCCUUUUACACACAAUGAAAAGGGCAUGCGGUCUCAGUCUUGGUCCGUCGACUAUCAAGAUGUCGGUGGUGCCGUCGAUGUGUAUGGACUCGACAGCUAUCCGGGCGGUCUCUCUUGCACCAACGUCGAGACUGGCUUCAAUGUGGUCAGGACUUAUUACCAAUGGUUCCAGAACUACUCGUAUACUCAGCCAGAGUAUCUACCCGAGUUUGAAGGUGGCUGGUUUUCAGCUUGGGGAAGUGACACCUUUUAUGAUGAGUGUACUUCCGAGCACGAUCCGGCUUUCCCAGAUGUGUACUACAAGAACAACAUCGGACAACGCGUCACGCUGCACAAUAUUUACAUGACGUGGGGUGGAACCAAUUGGGGACACUCGGCUGCUCCUGUUGUCUAUACCAGCUACGACUACAGUGCGCCACUGCGCGAGACCCGUCAGCAGUGGGAUAAAUUGUUCCAGACCAAGCUCAUUGGACUCUUUACAAGGGUAUCACCAGAUCUACUAGAGACAGAGAUGGCUGGAAAUGGCACUGGAUACAAGCUUUCGUCCACUGCCGGUUUCAGCUGGGUCCUGCGGAAUCCCGAGUCAGGGGCAACCUUCACCGUAGUCCAGCAAGCCAGCACAAAAUCCAUGACAAACGUAUCCUUUGCCGUGGACCUCGAUACCAGCGCCGGGACCGUGACGGUCCCAACCGUGGAGCUCCACGGAAGGCAGAGCAAGAUUCUCGUCACCGACUACAACUUUGGCCGACACAGUCUCCUCUAUGCGUCCGCCGACGUUGCCGUGCACGGUGUGUUUGACGACGCUGAUGUGCUGGUCAUGUACCUAAAGGAAGGGCAGACGGGCGAGUUUGCGCUCAAGGGCAACCAUAGUCUGACGUACAAGGUCUAUGGCGACAGCGGGUUUACAGCCCAGACCAAUACCACCAGGAACGCCUUUACCUAUACGCAAGCUGCUGGCACGACAGCGGUCAAGUUCUCAAAUGGUGUUUUGGUGUAUCUUCUAGAACAGUCGACUGCAUGGAGAUUUUGGGCACCACCAACAACAUUGAGCCCAGCGGUCCGUCCGGAUCAACAGAUAUUCGUCAUUGGGCCAUAUCUGGUAAGAGAUGCAUCAUUGAGGGGCAGACAGCUUGUUGUGCACGGUGACAAUGACAACUCGACCACCAUUGAGGUCUACACCGGGAAGCCUAUUGAAUCAAUUCAAUGGAAUGGACAGCAUCUGAGAGCCAAUCGCACAACCUAUGGCUCCUACAUCGCCGAAAUCACUGGCGCAGAAUCAAGGACAAUUGAGCUUCCGUCUUUGACAAACUGGGCAUCGGCAGACUCGCUGCCAGAGGUUGCCUCUGACUAUGACGAUUCCAAGUGGACCGUAUGCGACAAGAACUCGACUCUGAGCCCAGUAGCACCAGAGUCGUUGCCUGUUCUGUUUGCUUCCGACUAUGGCUACUAUGCUGGGGCCAAGGUAUACAGAGGCUACUUUGACGGCGCAAACUCUAGCACGGUAUACAUUUCUACAUCGGGCGGUCUCGGGUUUGGCUGGAAUGCUUGGCUGAACGGUCAGCUCAUUGGCGGCCACGAAGGCAACGGCACCCUCACAAACAUCGCAGCCAACCUUUCGCUGCCAUUGUCGGCGCUCAAGGCCACGGACAAUGUCCUCACAGUCGUGGUGGAUUACCAUGGACACGAUGAGACUUCAACUGCAAAGGGGGUCGAGAAUCCUCGUGGUAUUCUAGGUGCCUACCUGCUGCCCAGUGGCACUUCGACAAACACCGGAUUCAAGCUGUGGAAAAUUGCAGGAAAUGCGGGAGGACCAGACAAUAUCGACCCGGUUCGUGGUCCCAUGAACGAGGGCGGCCUGUAUGGUGAGCGUCUAGGUUGGUUCCUACCAGGCUUCGACACAGUGUCAUCGUCGCAAGACUUUAGCGACUCCAGUCCAUACGAGGGUCUGAGCCAGUCCGGAAUCGCCUUCUACACGACCGACUUUGACCUGUAUAUUGACGAGGAUCUGGAUGUGCCACUUGGUUUCGAGUUCACGGCGCCGGAAGGUACCGUCGCUCGAGUGAUGCUCUGGGUCAAUGGAUAUCAGUACGGCAAAUAUGUCCCUCAUCUUGGGCCGCAGACACGAUUCCCUGUCCCGCCGGGUGUUAUCAACAAUCGGGGAACCAACAGGCUCGCCAUAAGCCUCUGGGCGCAGACAGAUGCCGGCGCAAAGCUGGAUGGGAUCACGCUGUUUAGCUACGGCCAGUAUCAGACCAGCUUUGAUUUCAACCAAAACUGGGAAUAUCUGCAACCGGGGUGGAGCGAUCGUGAGGACUAUGCUUGA
Pestalotiopsis fici W106-1 is the source of this 2964-nucleotide messenger RNA. Its product is annotated as beta-galactosidase C. Gene Ontology annotation, molecular function: beta-galactosidase activity. Gene Ontology annotation, biological process: carbohydrate metabolic process. The record is from RefSeq and is a predicted model, not a curated record. Gene Ontology annotation, cellular component: vacuole. Lineage: Eukaryota; Fungi; Ascomycota; Sordariomycetes; Amphisphaeriales; Sporocadaceae. Bases 1 to 2964 code for a protein of 987 amino acids. The transcript has 10 exons.